UCAAUUGUUCCGCUGCACUAAGAACCAUGGCAAUUAAGCGGAGCUCGCAAGCAGAACGUGAUCAUCAUGGAUCAUCACAAAUACUCUUCUUUCUUUGCACACUGGCUCUCACAUACAGCAUUUGAUAGUGUCAAUUUAUAAGCAUUUCAUAUUCAUUAACUAUCACUGUGUGCACGAGCGUCGCAACACACUCACAUAAACACACACUCGUUGAGAAUUACUUCCCCCAUUCAUGUGACUUGUCUUUGUGAGCGUCGAUUUCCAUUAGAAAAGCACUCGUUGCGGUCGGCAUCGAUGGCGCUGCAUUAAACGACAGCAGCGUCUUCUAUUACGAACUUGCCUCAACACCAUCACAACAAUCCGCCAUAGACAUUGUACUGCAAUCGGAGCCAGCAACAGUAAACAUGGUGCGCUUCGACAAGGGCAAACUUCUGGCCAAGGCGGCUAACCUGACCGCUAUCAGCUGGGCACAUGCAGUCAACAGUCAGCAGCUUCUCUCCGAUGCAUUGAGCGGUGAUAUCGAUAUGAUUGAGGCGGAUAUUGUGCUGGGCCAGCUGAAUGGAGAGGGUGACAAUCUACCUGUGAUGGCGCAUCCGCCGGCAAACAUCUCCGAUUUGACGCUGGAAGAUUUCCUCUAUCAGAUCAAGGCACACAACGAGGUGAACGAGGGCGCGGAGAAGGGUGUCAAGCUGGAUUUCAAGUCCAUUGAGGUGUUCGAAGGUGCGCUGGACAUACUAGACGAGACCAUUCCAAAAAUGACAUAUCCAAUUUGGAUCAAUGCGGAUAUUUUAGCCGGUCCCGUGGAUCAGAAUAGAACGGUGCCCGUGGAUCCGGCCCGUUUCUUUGCCGGCUGCAAUCGCUACAAGCAAGCGGUGCUCUCCAUUGGCUGGACCACAAACUGGGGUGCAGAUUUCCGCGAUGGCGAAUACACGCAGUCGCAAUGCGAUGCCAUGUUGCAGGCCAUACGCGACAACAAUGUGACCUCCACUGGGCAACCGAUCACGUUUCCAGUACGCGCUGGCAUUGCGGCCAAUAGCAUCGAGCAGUUGCACAAUCUGGUGGCAGCCGUCAAUGAUACGAAUGAGAGCACAUUGACCAUCUGGUCGUCGGAGAAUGAUUAUGUGAACGUGGAACGUUUGCGACAGCUCAUCUUUGGCUUCGGAGUGGAGCGUGUGUAUUUGGAUGUACCCGAGGAACUGUCUUCCCAGUUGGAUUUGGGUAACACGGACAGCGGAGCCAGCACCUUUAAUUCGUUGGUCAGCUUCAGCUUUAUUAGCAUCUGCUUUUGGGCCAUCUCCAGUUGGCUGAAAAGCGUUUAAACACUGUGGUUUUUGUUUUGUUGAUUUCGAUUUCAAUUUGGUUUCUUUUUAUUUUUUUAAGGAAUUGGGUUUUGUUUUCUUUUUUUUCUUUUAACUUAAAUCCCACUUUGAAUUGUAUCACUUCAUUUUGUUUUUGAACUUAAAAAGAGAACUUGAACUUACAAAAAUAACUGUUAUGCAUUAAAUUUAUGUAAUAUGUAGUAUAAAUAUAAAAAAAUACUUUGGACGUGCGCAGUUUUACUAAACGUUAACGUUAACAAUGGAUAGGCGAUUAAUCACUUAUGUACAGCGUUUAAAUUAAGUUACUAACAUAGUUAAUGACUUUUUGAUUUUUCUCUUCGUUUCUUUUUGCUUUUUCACGUUUCAUUCUAUCAUGUGUUUUUUCUUACUCUUGUUUUUGGCACUAAUAAAUAAAUAAUCUUAUUAAUCUCUCUCUAUAUGUCCCCGCGCAACAAGUGCGCAGUUGAUGUGAGGAAACCAUAUGAGUGUGAGUGUAUAUGUGUGUGUGUGUGUGUGUGAGUGUAUGUUGCGAUAUGAUAUAUGUUUGUGUAUGUGUGUUCCUUACUAAUAGCUUGUGGUGCUAUGUAUGAGGCAGUUAAGGCUAAAAAAGGCAAUCUAUAGUAUUUAUAUAGUAUAUGUAUAAAGUUUUAACGGUUGG
This is a messenger RNA of Drosophila sulfurigaster albostrigata, 1977 nucleotides long. Its product is annotated as protein FAM151B. The coding region runs from base 405 to 1319 and encodes 304 amino acids. Lineage: Eukaryota; Metazoa; Arthropoda; Insecta; Diptera; Drosophilidae. The record is from RefSeq and is a predicted model, not a curated record. The transcript has 5 exons.